Exserohilum turcica Et28A is the source of this 3172-nucleotide messenger RNA. Its product is annotated as glycoside hydrolase family 31 protein. NCBI's taxonomy places the organism in Eukaryota, Fungi, Ascomycota, Dothideomycetes, Pleosporales, Pleosporaceae. Gene Ontology annotation, molecular function: carbohydrate binding; alpha-glucosidase activity. The transcript has 3 exons. Gene Ontology annotation, biological process: N-glycan processing; carbohydrate metabolic process. The record is from RefSeq and is a predicted model, not a curated record. Gene Ontology annotation, cellular component: glucosidase II complex. Bases 32 to 3022 code for a protein of 996 amino acids.
CUGAACUUCUGCUCACCAGCUGCCUGUCAUGAUGACUUCACGGGACCGGCCUCCCCGGUGGACCGCCGUUUUCUUACUAUUAGCAUUGCUGUGUUGCUUGUUGGGGCCAGCUGUAUCCGUCAAGCACGAAAACUUCAAAACAUGUGAUCAGUCUGGCUUCUGCAAACGCAAUCGCCAGUUCGCCGAUGACGUCGCCGCAUCGAGCUCUUGGAGCUCACCGUACAUGCUCGAUCCCGCCUCGAUAACCUUCAACAACGGCCAAUUAGAGGGCGUUGUACUCAAGACCCUCAAGGAAGGCGAGGAGAAAGUUCGCCUACCACUGACUGUGACUUUUCUCGAAACCGGCGUCGCACGCGUUACCCUUGACGAGGAGAAGAGGGCCAAGGGCGACAUCCAGCUCCGCCACGACAGCAAGGCCAGGAAGGAGCGGUACAACGAAGCUGCUCAGUGGGCUCUUGUCGGUGGGCUGAAGCUCUCUUCAGGUGCUGCUCUUAGCCCCGAGGUUGAAGACGGAUACACCAAGGUCGUCUAUGGCAAAGAUGGCAAGCAUCAAGCUAUCAUUCGGCACGCUCCAUUCGGCAUCGAGUUCCAGAGAGAUGGAGAGACUCAGGUCAAGUUCAACGAGCGUGGUUACAUGAACGUUGAGCACUGGCGGCCAAAGGUUGAGAAGCCCGUGGAAGAGAAAAAGGAAGGGGAAGAGGAAGCCAAGCAAGAGGAGAAGAAGGCCGAGGAACCCGUUGAAGAUGAGAGUACAUGGUGGGACGAGUCUUUUGGUGGAAAUACCGACACCAAGCCAAGAGGUCCUGAAGCUGUGGCGCUCGACAUCUCUUUCCCCGGUUACGCUCAUGUCUUUGGUAUCCCAGAGCAUGCUACAAGACUGUCUCUCAAGACUACACGGGGCGGUGACAACGCCUAUACUGAGCCCUACCGCUUGUACAAUGCCGAUGUCUUCGAGUACGAGAUGGACAGCCCGAUGACCCUCUAUGGUGCCAUUCCUUUCAUGCAAGCUCACCGCAAGGGCUCGACCGUCGGUGUCUUCUGGCUCAACGCUGCCGAGACCUGGAUUGAUGUGACCAAGAAAAAGACUACGGCAAACCCUCUGGCCAUGGGAGUUGAGGGCCACACUGAUACACAAACCCACUGGAUGUCUGAAAGCGGUCUGUUGGACGUUUUCGUCUUCCUCGGCCCCACUCCUCAGGAUCUCACUCGCCAGUAUGGUGAGCUCACCGGUUACACUGCUAUGCCGCAGUCUUUUGCCAUUGCCUACCACCAGUGCCGAUGGAACUACGUCACCGACGAAGACGUCAAGGACGUUGACCGCAGAUUUGACAAGUUCAACAUCCCGUACGAUGUCAUCUGGCUCGAUAUUGAAUACACGCAGGAGAAGAAGUACUUCACUUUCGAUCCUCUGACCUUCCCCGAUCCCGAGGGAAUGCAGAAACAGCUUGACCAGCGAGAGAGGAAACUUGUUGCUAUCAUUGACCCACACAUCAAGAACACUGAAGACUACCCGGUCAUUGAUGAGCUCAAGAAGAAAGACCUCGCUGUUAAGAACAAAGACGGCGACCAAUACGACGGAUGGUGCUGGCCUGGAUCUUCAAUGUGGGUGGACUGUUUCAACCCGGCCGCUGUCGACUGGUGGAAGGGGCUGUUCAAGUACGACAAGUUCAAGGGAAGCGCUCCCAAUACCUUCAUUUGGAACGACAUGAACGAGCCAUCUGUGUUCAACGGUCCUGAGACCACCAUGCCCAAGGACAACCUACACCAUGGCAACUGGGAGCACCGCGAUGUGCACAACAUCAACGGCAUGACCUUCCACAACGCGACAUACCAGGCUAUCACUGAGCGCAAGAAGGGUGAACUCCGCCGACCAUUUGUUCUCACUCGUGCCUUCUACUCUGGCAGCCAGCGCAGUGCAGCCAUGUGGACGGGCGACAACCAAGCAGAAUGGUCUCAUCUCGAGGCUUCCCUUCCCAUGGUUCUCAACCAGGGUAUUUCCGGUUUUCCCUUUGCAGGUGCCGAUGUUGGAGGCUUUUUUGGAAACCCCAGCAAGGAAUUGUUGACCCGCUGGUACCAGGCCGGCAUUUACUACCCAUUCUUCCGUGGCCACGCUCACAUUGACACCCGUCGUCGUGAGCCCUACAUUCCCGGAUCGCCUUACACUGAGAUUAUCACUCAGGCCCUUCGCCUGAGGUACCAGCUGCUUCCUGCCUGGUACACUGCUUUCCACGAGGCCCACACCACCGGUGCUCCCAUCAUCCGUCCAAACUUCUGGGUUCAUCCCGAUGAUGAGGCUGGCUUUGAAACUGACGACCAGCUCUACAUUGGUUCCACUGGACUUCUUGCUAAGCCCGUUACUAAGGAGGGUGCUGACAGCGUCUCCAUCUAUAUCGCCGACGACCAGCCCUACUACGACUACUUUGACUACACUACUUACAGCGGCAAAGGACAUCACACUGUCCCUGCACCUCUUGAGAAGAUUCCUCUUCUCAUGCAAGGCGGCAACAUUGUUCCUCGUCGAGACCGUCCUCGCCGUUCCUCUGGCUUGAUGAAGUACGACCCAUUCACACUCGUUGUCAACCUUGGCAAAGACGGCAAUGCUAUAGGUACACUAUAUGUCGACGAUGGAGAGACCUUUGACUACGAGAUGGGUGCUUUCAUCCACCGCCGCUUCUCGUUUGAUGGCCCUCGUCAGAUUCUCACCUCGUCGAACCUUGACACCAGCCAACGCACCGUCAAGUGUGAGAAGUACCUCAAGACUAUGGAGAACGUGCGUGUCGAGAAGAUUGUUAUUGUUGGCGCACCAAAGGAGUGGAAGGACAAGCACGAAGUGAUUGUUAUGCAGGAGGGAGAAAAGGAGACUCGCAGAAAGAAGUCUAUCCCUCUGGAGUUCCAUGCUGCCGACGGAAAGAAGGCUGCAUACGCCGUUGUUCGCGAUCCCCGUGUGUUCAUCACGCGAGGAUGGAAGGUCGACUUCGGUGACCAGGGUGCAGGACACGAACACCAUGGACAUGCGCACUAAACUGCAGGUGUAGAUUUAAGUUCCGAUUAAGAGAGAUAUCAUGAAGUAUGUGGACGAGAUGGACAGCGAGUAGAGAGACAUGGUGAUACGUAGCAUACAAGAUCUAAAAGCAAGAAUAGGGACUAGAAAGUGUAAUUUAGUAGAAAGCGC